This is a messenger RNA of Podarcis lilfordi (Lilford's wall lizard), 597 nucleotides long. Lineage: Eukaryota; Metazoa; Chordata; Lepidosauria; Squamata; Lacertidae. The record is from the annotation of a GenBank genome assembly.
AUGACUUCCAAGAUGCACAUUGAACAAUGCAUAUUGAACAUACCAUGGUUUGAUUACACCAAAGCCUUAUUUGUUUCUUUUAGCUUCAUUACUUCAAAAUGUCCUGUUGUGGAGGCCAGAGUUCCCGCUGUUCUAAGUGUGGCUGCUCCCCCUGCUGCUGCCAAAGCCGUCAAGUCUGUUCCAGAUGUGGCUGCUCUCCCUGCUGCUGCCAAAGCCGUCAAGUCUGUUCCAGAUGUGGCUGCUCUCCCUGCUGCUGCCACAGGCGUAGCUGCUGUUCCAGAUGUGGCCGCUCUCCCUGCUGCUGCCAAAGCCGUCAAGUCUGUUCCAGAUGUGGCUGUUCUCCCUGCUGCUGCCACAGGCGUAGCUGCUGUUCCAGAUGUGGCUGCUCCCCCUGCUGCUGCCACAGGCGUCAAGCCUGUUCCAGAUGUGGCUGCUCUCCCUGCUGCUGCCACAGGCGUCAAGCCUGUUCCAGAUGUGGCUGCUCCCCAUGCUGUUGCUCUAGCCGUGGCUAUUGCAACCAGUCUCGCUAUACUUGCCAGCAGUACAAGUUCUGAGCACUUUAGAAACUGUUACCUGGGCUUUGGAUCUGAAGAUUGA